Messenger RNA from Cuscuta epithymum, 1152 nucleotides. Lineage: Eukaryota; Viridiplantae; Streptophyta; Magnoliopsida; Solanales; Convolvulaceae. The record is from the annotation of a GenBank genome assembly.
UUAACACAUAAUAUACCUGGUUCAGGCCUAUAUAUUUUAAAACAAGUCCGGCCUGGUUAAGCAAAAGCAUGGCGUGACCUAUUUACGCCCCUAGCCACGGGUAAGUAAAUCUCUAGUUUUAGGGUUUGUUUAUUUACAUGAAGACAUUAAUUAAUUAAUUAAUUAACACGAAUAGAUCGUCAUUGCCUGCCAAGCUAAAGGCGAUUCAGAGUGAAUCGAUCAUUUUGGCCGACCCGUUCCACCCCCAGCGCUCUUAUACAGGCAAUGGCGGGAGCAAAAGAAGAUCAUAGACGCCGCAGAUAUAGAACCGUGUAUUCAUCUGAUGAGGAACUGGAGGAGAUUAGGCAGAUGCUUUCUGAGGAUUUGAAUGAUGAGAGAUUAAACCCUGGGCCUGGGUGGCGUGAGCGGCGUCCCAGAACACCUGAGGGUCCAGAAAUUCUCAGAGCUCGUGCUUCGGAGCGGAAGAUUGAACUCACUGAACUGUCAUUGAAAUUCUACAAUCGAUUUAACAACACCUCGUAUGAGCUGGUUGAGGACGAGCAUUACCAUAUGAACUUCUGCUAAGCUUCCACAAGGGCCGGACUCCUCUCCCAAGCUCAUCUUCGCUGAACUGGAAGAGGAUGAAGAGUUCUACAGCUUUGAAGAUGAAGCAAAUAGACUCACUGCGUGCGUCAUCCUGGAAGAAGGCGAAGGAACAAUGUGCUGUAUUAGCUGUUCAGAAGCUGAAGGAAUCCGUCACCCUCUAGAUGGUUUCGAUUAUGGCAACCCGCAACCCCAAUAGGAGUCCGUAGUAGUUGGAUGUUUUUCAUUGGAUUUUAAUUUUGAAUAAUGCUUGUACACAUUUUGGCAUACACCUUUUGUACGCCACAGGACUAUCUGUCUACAAACAACUCUACAGAAUUGUGGACAGACAAUUCCGUGUGCGUGAGACAGAUGAGUGUACGAAAGGUGCGUGAGACAGAUGAGUGUACGAAAGGUGUAAACCAAAAUGUGUAUAUCAAGCACAGUUCUUUAAUUUUUUAUGAUUUGUUUAUUUGAUUCUGAUCUAAUCCAGAAUUGAAAGAAGUCUAAAUAAAAACAUUCUCGAUUUUUGCCUAGUGACUAGCUAAUACACUCUGCAUCUUAGUUGUAAAUAGAGAGUAGAGUACUCCC